AUGAAUUUUGAAUUAUCUCAAUUAAAACUUCAUGAGCGACGACAAGAAAAUAUUCAAUCUCAACCCCCCACACGAGAACAAGAACAAAUCGCACCGCAAGACCUCUCCCAACAGCAGUACGCCCCGUCAUUAAAAUUGCCCGUCUCUUCCUCGCGUCGAUAUUCGCCGUCGGAUGAUUAUUUUCAUCAUCAAAGAUCUUCGUCACAACAACAAAUGACACCACAGCAUGAUAUCGUUUUAUAUCCUGACACACCCCAACAUCAUCAUUAUUUACCAAUGUUCCCUUCUUCUCCUUCUCCGACGAGACAGACCGCUUUCCGUCAACAACCCACGAACACUUCCUCUUAUACCUUACCUGUCUUACAAUCCUCUGUUAAUUUUCACCAAUCCUCUCAAGACAAAUAUUUUGAUGCUCAGCAGAGGUCCUCUGGUCCCACACCACCGUUAACCCCUACUGGUCAUAAUCGUACGGUGAAAAGGAGAAGUUCCACUUUGCUCGUGAAAAAAUCGGAUGGUGCCGUGGUUAGUCUGUUAAAUGAUGAGGAUGAUUUUAAUACUGCAGCCUUCACAAGCAUGGACGUAGAUCCUUCUUGGGUUCACAUUCAAGAGGAUUCCUCAGCUGGACGGAAGCAAUCAAUCACGGACGAGAUGCUCGUGCAACGUCAUAAACAACGUGGGUUGAGUAACGCUACUACUAAUUUGGCAACUGGCAAUAAGAGAAAGUACGCUUGUAUUCAUCCAAAUUGUGGUAAGAGUUUUACUACGAGCGGUCAUUUGGCUAGACAUAAUCGAAUACAUACGGGUGAGAAGAACUUCUCAUGUUUGAUGCCAGGAUGUGCGUCAAAAUUUUCAAGACAAGAUAAUAUGAUGCAGCAUUAUCGUACUCAUUUAUCUGCGAAAAGUCGCAGAGGUUCCAAGGUCGGUAAUCCUUUACAUCAUCAACCUAUGCCUUUGAUAUUGCCUCCAACUCCGUUAACUACUCCAACUUCAACAACUGUUAACGGUUAUAACUUUGGUGCCAAUCAUCAAAAUGCUGUUCCGUCUGACAAAAAUCCAACUUUGCCACCUGUACGGUCAAUAAUUUCCGAACAAAUGGUGUUACCUCCAAUUCAAACUUUGGAUCCCCCUUUGACAUCUGCUCAACAACAUUCUAUGUUUCAACAAGAUACUGGAUUAAAUAAUAAUUCUCAUUUCAUGAGGAGUGGUGGAAGUGGUCAACAACGAAAUGAAUUUUCUCCAGCUGUCGAUUUAACCAAUCAUUAUGUUAGCAUAAUGAGAUCCUUGGCCAUGAAUAAUCCUGAUUUUGAACCAAUCGCUUCAAAAACUUUGUUAUUUGGUACAGUUUCCGGCGCCAUUGGCGUCAUCGCAACCAUAUCAGAAGAUAGGUUUAAAUUUUUACAAAAGUUGGAACAUUGUAUAGACAAGACCGUUGGCCCUAUUGGUGGACUAACUCAUUCCGAUUGGCGAAUUUUUCAGAAUGAAUAUCGAUCACGUGAAGUGCGAGAUUUCAUUGAUGGAGACUUAAUAGAAUCCUUCCUAGAUUUACCACGAAAAGAUAUGGCGGAAAUUGCUGGAACGUUAGGUAAGAAGGUAGAUGAUUUAUUAAAGACUGUGGAGGAAUAUACGAGAAUGCAUUAA
Messenger RNA from Funneliformis caledonium, 1638 nucleotides. The record is from the annotation of a GenBank genome assembly. Lineage: Eukaryota; Fungi; Glomeromycota; Glomeromycetes; Glomerales; Glomeraceae.